AUGUACGCCGUCUCCACCGCCCCUCACGACUACCGGAGAGACACUGCGGCGGGCGUUUUCCUGGAACUUCGCUUCCAUGCCCGUCUCCACGAGUCGGGGACGUUUAAGAAGCCCGGCUGGGCGCGGACACCGGGCUUGCGGCCCCCGCGGGGCAUGCGGCCGGGGCCCGCACGGUCCCGCUCGUUCCUUAGGGCGCUGCGGGAGCUGGGCGGCGCGGGCCGGGGACGGCGGCUCCCGACUGGCGGCGGCGCGCCCCCGGGCCGUGAAUGCGACUCGCCCCUCGGCCGCGCUGCCCGCCCGCCCGCCCGCCGGGACGCGGUAGGGACGCCCGGCUCCACUGCGAUGGCAGUUGGCGCGCUGUCCAGUUCCCUCCUGGUCACCUGCUGCCUGAUGGUGGCUCUGUGCAGUCCGAGCAUCCCGCUGGAGAAGCUGGCCCAGGCGCCGGGGCAGCCGGGCCAGGAGAAGCGCGAGCACGCGUCUCGGGACAGCCCGGGGCGGGUGAGCGAGCUCGGGCGCCCGGCGAGGGACGAGGGCGGCGGUGGCCGGGACUGGAAGAGCAGGGGCGGCCGCGGGCUCGCCGGCCGGGAGGCGUGGAGCAAGCAGAAGCAGGCCUGGGCCGCCCAGGGCGCGGGCGCCAAGGCCGGGGACCUGCAGGUCCGGCCCCGCGGGGACACCCCGCAGGAGGAGCCGCCCGCCGCCGCCGCCGCCGCCCAGGACUCGGCGGGCCCGGACCCCGCGCCCGCGACGGAGCCGCCGGAGGAGUACGCGUACCCGGACUACCGCGGCAAGGGCUGCGUGGACGAGAGCGGCUUCGUGUACGCCAUCGGGGAGAAGUUCGCGCCGGGCCCGUCGGCCUGCCCGUGCCUGUGCACCGAGGAGGGGCCGCUGUGCGCGCAGCCCGAGUGCCCGCGGCUGCACCCGCGCUGCGUCCGCGUGGACACCAGCCAGUGCUGUCCGCAGUGCAAGGAGAGGAGGAACCACUGCGAGUUCCGGGGCAAGACCUACCAGACUCUGGAGGAGUUCGUGGUGUCCCCCUGCGAGAGGUGCCGCUGCGAGGCCAACGGGGAGGUGCUGUGCUCCGUGUCCGCGUGUCCCCAGACGGAGUGCGUGGACCCCGUGUACGAGCCCGACCAGUGCUGCCCCGUCUGCAGGAACGGUCCCAACUGCUUCGCGGAGACGGCCGUCAUCCCGGCCGGGAGGGAGGUGAGGACGGACGAGUGCACCAUCUGCCACUGCACCUACGAGGAGGGCACGUGGCGCAUCGAGCGGCAGGCCACCUGCACGCGGCACGAGUGCCGGCAGAUGUAGCCGCGGCCGCGCGCCGCCGCGGAGGGCGCUCCUACUGCGGACGCGCGGGCGGGCGCUGCGGACGGCCGCUGGAGCGGAGCGGACUGUGGACGGGGAAGAGCGGAAAACUGUCGGUCCUCUGGCUUUUCCUGGAAACGGCCACCGCAGGAGGGGGAAGUGCGUGCAUUUCAAGGCACCGCCGGGAACUGGGGGCGCGAGGCCCCUCCCCUGAUAAAUGCGCGCUCCCGCAGUGAGUACGCGCAGCGCGCCGUCGCGCGCACGGCGUUUCCGCGGCCCCUCGGCCCCUCCGUCGGGCGCGCGCGCGCACGUGUUCUGGAGACGCCGAUUAAAGGUCCGUGCUGCCAACCGUCCCCGCCGUGGGCCUGCUGUCUUUUCUGGCUCCGACCCGUCUCUCCCGUGUAGCCGAUCCCCUCCCCACCGCGGGGCUGCGCGCCCGCCGACGGGUCGUGAAACACGGGGGCUGGUUUCUCCCGGAAUUCUGCCCCCGUCCCGCCUCCUCC
Messenger RNA from Phyllostomus hastatus (greater spear-nosed bat), 1808 nucleotides. It is a transcript of the gene VWC2, whose product is annotated as von Willebrand factor C domain containing 2. Gene Ontology annotation, cellular component: AMPA glutamate receptor complex. The transcript is spliced from 5 exons. Gene Ontology annotation, molecular function: protein binding. The record is from RefSeq and is a predicted model, not a curated record. Gene Ontology annotation, biological process: negative regulation of BMP signaling pathway. Bases 1 to 1308 code for a protein of 435 amino acids. NCBI's taxonomy places the organism in Eukaryota, Metazoa, Chordata, Mammalia, Chiroptera, Phyllostomidae.